CGACUGUCGUUACGUACCGUUGCCAAACAAUGGGCAGGAAAAAGCCACGUUGACGAACUUUGCUGAAGUGUACCUGCUUUUCGGGACUUGGACAGAUUAGUCUUAAACACGACAGAUUAGUCAUGUCAUCGCCGCCGAAAGAGAAAAUCGAAACCAGAGCUGGACAUCCCCCCGCUGUCAAAGCAGGCGGGAUGAGGAUAGUCCAGAAACACCAGCCUGGCGAGCCAGCAUCAGACAGGAAGGAAGACAAGGACAGUAAAGAGUUCGAGAGCUGCAGCCCACCGAAGCCAGUAGUUGUGGUGUCCGGCGUGGUGACAAAGGGCGAUAAGGACUUCACCCCUGCUGCAGCACAAGUGGCCCACACGAAACCUGUCCCCUCCGUGCAGAAGCUGCCCCCAUCCCACCACAUCAACCAGCACAUCCACCAGCCACGCAAGUGAGCCUCCGCCCGUCCCUGGAACCAGCGCGUCGGGCGCGGCCGGGACCACACCGACCAGCCCCGCCUCCGCACCCAAGCACCACCGGCCCGACCAAGCGCUCAGAUUACCAGGAGACUCCUGGUUUCAAACAUUCCGCACGACCCCUCCUGCCUGUGCCUGCGACUUGUACCGCCCUUGACUAAACCCAGGAGAUCGCUCUCCAUCCUGCGCUCGGCUCUGCCUCCCCUGUACAUCAUUACAACACUAGAUUUGAGGGCUCCAUUGCCAAACACAGAACAGUUUAUUCUGUGAUUCUGUUAAUUUAAUUAAUCAGUUGACCUUGAUUUUUUUCUGUUUUAAACCAGAAGCUUCUGGAAUUAUGUAAAUUGUAUAAAUCUUUUUUGUGACAUCAGUGAAUGAUGCAUAUUAAGCAUUAGGCACUAGGUGUGGUUGCCUGAAUAAAGUUAUUAUAAAAUCAUCA
Electrophorus electricus (electric eel) is the source of this 900-nucleotide messenger RNA. It is a transcript of the gene dap, whose product is annotated as death-associated protein. The record is from RefSeq and is a predicted model, not a curated record. Lineage: Eukaryota; Metazoa; Chordata; Actinopteri; Gymnotiformes; Gymnotidae. Gene Ontology annotation, biological process: apoptotic signaling pathway; negative regulation of autophagy; cellular response to amino acid starvation. Gene Ontology annotation, molecular function: death domain binding.